CCCACGUCCCGUCGGGGCGGAGCCGCCGCCGCUGUCAUGGCGUCGCGGGCGCUGCUGGCCGGGGAGCGGCCGCUGCGGCGCCGGUAGAGCGCGGAGGAGCCGGGCAUGGAGGGCCUGGCGCAGCCCCCGCCGCCCCAGGGCUCGCCGCAGAGGGGCGGCGGGGGCGCCGCCGGGCAGCUCCUCCUGGAGGAGGCGGCGGCGGGCGGUGGUGGCGGCGGCGGGGCCGGGCCCGCUGAGGCGGGCGGCGGGCGGCGCAGCCCUUCCCCGCGGCCGGCCCCCGAGGCCCCCCGGCCGCCGUCUCCCCCGCGGGCCGCGGAGGACACGGGGCCGGCGGAGCCCGGGAGCCCCGAGGCGGCGGAGGCGGAGGCGGCCGGCUCGGGCUCGGGCUCGGGCUCGGGCUCGGAGAGCGGUCCCGCGGGGGCCGGCCCCGGGAGCAGCGGGGCGCCCAGCCCGCCGGGGGAGGAGUCGCGCAGCCUGGAGUCGCUGGAGUCCUUCUCCAACCUGCACUCCGGCUGCCCCAGCAGCUCCGAGCUCAACAGCGACGCCGAGGAGGCGGCGGCGGCGGAGGCCGCCCCGGGGGGCCCGGCCCCGGAGCCCGGCGGGGAGCGGCCCGCGGCGGGCGCGCAGCUGCUGCCCGCCUCCAAGGAGCGCUUCCCGGGCCAGUCGGUGUACCACAUCAAGUGGGUCCGCUGGAAGGAGGAGAACACGCCCGUCAUCACCCAGAACGAGAACGGCCCCUGCCCCUUGCUGGCCAUCAUGAACGUGCUGCUGCUGGCCUGGAAGGUUAAGCUGCCACCGAUGAUGGAAAUCAUAACGGCUGAACAGCUGAUGGAAUAUUUGGGAGAUUAUAUUCUUGAUGCAAAACCAAAAGAGAUAUCUGAAAUUCAGCGUCUAAAUUAUGAGCAGAAUAUGAGUGAUGCAAUGGCAAUUCUACAUAAAUUACAGACAGGCCUGGAUGUCAACGUGAAAUUUACAGGUGUACGAGUAUUUGAAUACACACCUGAAUGCAUAGUGUUUGAUCUUCUUGAUAUCCCUUUGUACCAUGGAUGGUUAGUGGAUCCCCAGGUUGCUGAUAUAGUAAAAGCAGUUGGUAACUGCAGUUACAAUCAGCUAGUGGAGAAGAUAAUUUCUUGUAAACAGUCUGACAACAGUGAACUGGUUAGUGAAGGAUUUGUAGCUGAGCAAUUUCUAAAUAACACAGCUACACAGUUGACAUACCAUGGGCUGUGUGAAUUGACUUCAGCUGUCCAGGAAGGAGAGCUCUGCGUGUUCUUCAGGAAUAACCAUUUUAGCACUAUGACCAAAUACAAGGGUCAACUUUACCUGCUGGUGACAGACCAGGGUUUUCUUACAGAAGAGAAAGUUGUUUGGGAAAGCUUACACAAUGUGGAUGGUGAUGGAAAUUUCUGUGAUUCUGAAUUCCACCUACGGCCUCCAUCAGACCCUGAAACUGUCUACAGAGGGCAGCAGGAUCAAAUAGAUCAAGAUUAUCUGAUGGCUUUGUCUCUACAACAAGAGCAGCAAAAUCAAGAAAUUAACUGGGAACAGAUACCAGAAGGAAUUAGCGAUCUAGAGCUAGCAAAGAAGCUUCAGGAAGAGGAGGACAGGCGAGCUUCUCAGUACUAUCAAGAACAAGAACAAGCAGCUGCUCAGGUCCAGCAGGUGCAAGGUGCUCCUUCUGUAGCAAGUGGAAGACAAUCUGGGAGCAAUGAACGCAAACGUAAAGAGCCUCGAGAGAAAGAGAGAGAAAAAGAGAAGAAUAGCUGUGUUCUCUUGUAACAGAAAAUGGAUUUAUUCUGGAGCCAAGUGCAUGUCCUCAGAAGCAAAAGCAAGAAGUAAAAAGGAAGACAAACCCGUUACAUGCCGCCUGUGCCUGAUUACCCCACGGAUUUUGUUCACGUUUCAGGAGAGGAUGGGUGACUUUGUUACAAUCAUGCAGACUUUCUUCAAAGUCAUAGCGCGUGUGCUGCUUGAGAUGGAAUUCCAAAUCACAGUUGGAUGCGGCUGUGCUUUGAGUUAGUCAUAAGUUAUACUGCACCUUGUAGCUGAACACACAGAUCAUGGCGAGUUUUGUGUCAUAGUGACAUCCAUUACUUAUUACAUCAGUUAGUAAGCUAUUUUAUCUUCUGCUCUAAACAAAGGAGGUAAUUGGUUUUGUGUAAGACUUUUUUUUCCUGAAGUCUGUACACUAGCACAACAGAAUCCUGUGUUACUUUAAUGAUGAGAAACUAUAUCUUAGGUUGGGUAUAGUCUCCGUAACACAAGAGCCCAAAUAACAGAUGGGCAUUGCCUCCUCAAUGUGUCCAGAUAUCCUCGCUUCUGGAUUUAGUACAUUUAUUAUUAUUUUUUUGAACCCAGAUUUAUACUGUUAGUGCUGUUGUUGCACCCCCAGCCAGCUUUCUUGCCCCAAGAAUAUAUGACUUGAUUAUACAAAAAUUGUCAUAGGAAAUGGGGCAUUUAUUAAUGAGCAAGAUGAAUAUUGUUUGCUUUUCUUGCAGUUAUAAACUGGGUAUGGCAACUCAGAUGUUAUCAGGGUUAAACAAGUGAUUUUAUAGGUAACUUCUUUUUCUUUUAGUAAUUUUUUCCUCUUGUAGGUAAACUGGACCAGAUAAUUACUUAUUUAUUGACCUCUCUAUAUGAUAGGCGAAUGAUGAGAGGAAACUAAGGUCUAUAAUAAUCCUUACUCUAAGAAUGCAGAGUUAAAAUAACUAUCUGCCUUUUUUUCCCAGAAGUACCUUUAACAUUAACAUGUCCACUUGCGUAUUUAAGCAAGUGGACUGUAAUUAAAAACACUUUUUUGUUUCUAGAUGAUAUAUCUUUAAAAAGCACACUUCCGAAGGGUGAGAGAAAAGCUAGGCUGCUCUCUGAGAUUGUCUAGAAAGGUGGUCAGGUGUAAUAUUUUGUGUUUUAAAUCACUAAUUUAGAAUUUUUGGAAACAAUUUUCUAAUUUAUGGGAACCAAAUAAACCUGUUGCAUCUUAUAGUAUUUAUAGCAUACAGAAAUGGAAUAUUUACUGAAUUAUGAGGGAACCGCAAAUCCUCCUCCAUUUCCAUUAAGUCAAUAAGAAUUACCUUCUUGCUGAACCUUUUUGAUAAGAUUUGUAUUUCACAAUUUGUAGAUACUUUUGAAAAAGGCUGCUUCUCCUGGACAAGUUACGAUUCAUGCUCUAGGCCUGGGUAAGUGCAUUAGUAUACAAUAGUCUAGGACAGCUAAGGCAGCUGGAUAGAAUAUGACAUUCCUGGUUUCCGGUGUUUGAAGAAUGUCUGUAAGAGAGUGGGUGUUUAAAAACAAGUCCACAGGUAAAAAGCUGCUUUGCAGUUAUUUCAGGCAGACCUGCUGUGGUGAUGGCAACCAGUAAUUACAUAAAAUCUGUUACUGAACCUAGAAGGAAAGUUAGACUUGUAAAGGAAGAAUGUCUUAUUAACUGAAGGGCCAGUUUAUAUCACCUUUUUCUUCCAUGACAUUUUUUUUCUUUUGUUUUUCUUUUGUUACACUUUUUUUUAAUAAUAACAAAGUUAUGAAUGGUAGUUAUCUAAUAUGCAAAUUGUAAAUGUAAAGAUUUCUCUAUAUUCUUUAGUAAAGUCACACCCAGAAAAGUCAUUUUAACAUUUAACGUAUGCAGUUUAGUUAACUUUCUGUGUCAAAGCAAAGGUUGACCUCUUUUUUCCUUUGCAGCAGCCUAACUUCUUCAAACUAAUGUGAUGGAGGAUCACCAACAUAACGACUUGUCUACCUUAAUCAAAUCAGAAAAUAUUUCAAUAGUGUCAAUAACAAAGACUUUAAGCCAGAAUGUUGUUUAAAAACAUUCUGUUACUAAGAUUUUUUCCAAAUUUGUGUAUUUACAUUUAUUUAUUGCCCUUGAAAAAUAAAUAUGUCGAGCUAAGUGUUUGUUAUCUUAUUAUUUUUCACUGACAGUAUUGCCAAUUUAAAUUAUUAUUUUUUAAACUUUAACUUGAGCAGACAUUGUGGCUAUUCAGAGUAUCUUUUUGCCUGAGAUACUUGCUCAUAUUAGAACAAUUCAUGUAGCAUUUCCACUUUCAGAGAGAUGUGUCUGAAAUCUAAUAUACUGUAGUGCUGGUAAUGUUAUUUGGUCACAAUGGAAGAAAAGUUAAAUGUCAGUGCUCAUCACAAAGUCUGGACUUCCCAGUAAUUCAAUUUCCUUUCAAUAACAGGGUAAGGUUUUCAGGUUAUUUGAGAUGACAGGCAUGCUAUUCAAACAGUUUUCUGUUUAUAUCCUUUUUUUCUUUACAGGUCUCGGAGCUUUGGGGAAAAAAAAAAAAGAUAAAGAAUUCCUAAAAUUUAGGGCAUUGUUCUGCAUGGGUUGAGCUUGAUAGUGGCAAAAGUUAUAAGCAGGUGAGCUUUUUAAUAUCCAAUAUGAAGUAUGUCUGGAAGAUUAAUUAACGCCCCACUGUGACUAACCAUUUCAAAAGUAACUGUCACAGUCGGUAUAUAAAAUAUCUGAAACUGAAAAAAUAACAAUAUGUAAAAUAUCAAAAAUAUCAAAAUAUACGAUAUCAAAAAACUGAAUAGAACUGCUUUUAUCUGUAAUAGUGAGCUUGGAAAACAAUGUCAAAGUAAUCAGGGAGCACUAGUAAGAUGAUGCGUACUUCUGGCUCUAUUUACUUCAUUUACAGUCUUUUUUCAAAUCUUUUUUUGGCAAAAGGUACAGAUUUAUAUUUUAAAUCUGUUUAUACAAUUUAGCAUGCACAUACUACAAAUACCUACAUAGCAUAUAUGAAAGUGUCAGAAAAGUAGAGUAGAACUUUGUUUUCCACUAGAUAAAAGCUAGCACAAAAGACAGAAUCAUAGAAUUUUUUGUUGUUGCAUUACAGUCGUGAAAUAAAGCUACAAGCACUGCCAUAGUGUUAAAAUGUCUUUAUAAAAGGCACUUUGUAAAUGCUCAAAUCUACCACUGAAGUUCUAUUUAUGUGUAAUCUGAAGCCCAACAAAGCAGAUCCAAAUAAGGCUGUAACAUGAGAAGAAAUUAGCAUUCCUGAAAAUUCACUUAAAACACAAUGCAAAAAAAAUCUGUAGCAAGCCAUCUACUUAAUAGAAUAAAGUAUAUGUUCAGAUUGUCUUUACAGAGCUCUUCUUGUGGAUCACAGACACACGAGUUGAAAGUGAACCAUAUACUCUUCUGUAUACACUUGCAUUGAAUUGCCAGUCAGUCUAUGCACUUGCUUGAUACUUCACGUUAUUGUCAAAUGUUUCUUCAGACUUGUACACACAAGUUCGUGACAUUUUUUUCCAGUAUGUAAUAAAAGGCAAUUCGAUGUCAUGAAAUUGGAUCUCCUGGUGUAUUCAGCAGGAAAUACUAAAGUAAAAUGUGAAGCUGAUAUACUUUUAACUGUUCUUCUUUCCUGCUACAAUAGAUCUAUAACCUGUAACCCAAAGCUAACUUAUUGCUUAUGCUUAGAUCAGCUUUUUUUUUUUUUUUUUUUUUUUACUAUUAGGAUGCUUAUCACAAUUGAUUACUAAAGUUUACACAAAGUAGAUCUUCAAAUACAACAUAAUGAAUUAAGAACUGUAUUCAUUUUACAACCUUAAGAAGUCUACUUUUAUGCAAUCUUAAAGAGCAGAUAAGUCAGAAAAUGCAAGUUAAUUGGUGUUCUUGUUAGAAAGCAUAUAAGGAAACAGCAAAAAUAAAAAGCCUUAGUUUGGUUGCACUAUAAUGCUCUUAUUUCUCCAUCUGUGCUGUGAGAGUAAGACCUUGGUACCAGGAAAAAAAUCUGACAUUGAAAAAUGUUCAUAUAGUCGAAUGACAAUAAAUAUCAAUGCAGCAACUUAAACAUAGGCAUUUUAUUUUGUGAUUUGGUGCAGUUACUUAACAGUCUUUUAAGCAUAACCAGCACUAGACUGGUAGCAGUGUUAUUUUGAAUGCGAAGUUUUGGUGAGAUGAAUGACGCUCAUCCAAAUUCAUCUAAACAGAAAUCUAUUUGAAGUUAAUUUCCAUAGUGUUUCCACAUACUCCUUCUGGUUAACAGCUUGUUCUUACAGUUGUCCAGUAGAAAAGCAUUGUAUUUAAGCUCAACUGUCCCUUCCUCUGAAGGGGAAGAAGUGUGGCAGAGAAAUGUAGAGAAGAGGCUGGAAUAUAAAAGACCUCUAUGCUGCCUACUUUUCUUGAGAUUGUCUAGGGAUUUGUCCUCAACUUUCAUACAAUCAGAAUGGUUUGGGUUGGAAGGGACCUUAAAGAUCAUCCAAUUCCAACCCUCUGCCACAGGAAGCGACAUCUUCCACCAGCCUGGGCUGCCCAAAGCCCCAUCCAGCCUGGCCCUGAGCACUGCCAGGGAUGGGGCACCCACAGCUUCUCUGGGCAACCUGUGCCAGUGCCUCGCUGCCCUCAUUUAUUACACAGUAGCAUAGUAAAUAUGCUUUAUACAGCAUUUAUUAUGGUGUAGCAUAAUAAAUAGCUGUCGCCAUAGCAUGUAAUGGCCAAACCUCACCUAAGUAAGGCCAGGCUUGAUGCAGCUUUAGGCAGUCUGCUGUAGUGGUUGGCAACCCCACCCCGAGUGGGGGCAUUGAAACUAGAUGAUCUUUGAGGCCCUUUUCAACCAAGGCCAUUCUAAUCUGAUUCCAAGAAAUGACCAGAAUACAUGUUUUAUAAUGGGUUGGCAGUGUCUGUCUCUGCGCACCUUCUUCACUCUCAUAAUGCUUCUAGGUUAAGACUAGCUGUUCGGACCCUCUUAAAAACUCCAAACGUUUUUAUUAAAUGUCAGUUGUCUGCUGUUUAAUUUUGGUCAUUAUGUCAGCUUUGUCACUAUGAGCUCUUUCUUUACUUGGAGAGUUACCUCUGGAGAACUUGCUGAAACAUUAAAGUUCUUUACUGCCUUUAAAAUUA
Messenger RNA from Anas platyrhynchos (mallard), 6838 nucleotides. RefSeq names its product MINDY lysine 48 deubiquitinase 2 (gene MINDY2). Gene Ontology annotation, biological process: protein K48-linked deubiquitination. The record is from RefSeq and is a predicted model, not a curated record. Gene Ontology annotation, cellular component: cell periphery; cytosol. NCBI's taxonomy places the organism in Eukaryota, Metazoa, Chordata, Aves, Anseriformes, Anatidae. Gene Ontology annotation, molecular function: cysteine-type carboxypeptidase activity; K48-linked deubiquitinase activity; cysteine-type deubiquitinase activity.